This is a messenger RNA of Lotus japonicus, 7105 nucleotides long. RefSeq names its product separase. The transcript is spliced from 27 exons. Bases 81 to 6455 code for a protein of 2124 amino acids. The record is from RefSeq and is a predicted model, not a curated record. Gene Ontology annotation, biological process: meiotic chromosome separation; proteolysis. Lineage: Eukaryota; Viridiplantae; Streptophyta; Magnoliopsida; Fabales; Fabaceae. Gene Ontology annotation, molecular function: cysteine-type endopeptidase activity. Gene Ontology annotation, cellular component: cytoplasm; nucleus; mitotic spindle.
UGGCGCCUUGGAAAUCAACCUCCCAUUCUUCACUUUGCUUCUCCAAUCGCACUCGCAGUGCUCAUUCUCACUGUGUUGCUAUGGCAUCACCAUCACCCACCGAAGCUUCUCUCAUCUCGAAGCUUCAAUCCUCCGAUUCCACCGGCAUCCACGCCCUCGUCUCCGAUUACCUCCGUCCCUUCUCAGAUCUCAACAACUCCAACUCCAACCAAACCCUAAUUCGUUCACUCGCCAAGCGUUUUCUCCCAUUUCUCAACACCUCCUUAUCCAUUCUCCCCAAACGCCUCCCUCGCAUUUCCACCAACCUCAUCGACGAGUUCUUCCUCGUUUACAGCCUCUGCUUGGAUUGCUUGGACGUCGUCUCUUCUCAGUUGGCUUCCAAGCCCUUCCAGGUCCACUUUCAGAGGCUUCGCUUCAUCCACUGCUCCGAGGACUGUAGCCGCCUCCGCCACGCCGAGGCUGAGUGCUUGUCGGUUUUAGAUAAGCUCCGGUCUGUCAAGAGGAAGGGUAAGAUUCUUCCCGAAAUUGAUAAGGAUGGUGGGGAUGAUAAGGACUUGUGCUCGUUGGUCGUACAGAUUGUUGUGAGCAUGGUCAGGUGUGCAGCCGCGGACCCGGGUGAAGAUGACGGGCAAUUCAGGAGGGUACUUCAAUUGGUGGAGGAAGUGAGGCCAUGGCUCAGAGGGUUAGAUUCGAAUUCUUAUGAGAAUCUGCAUAAGACUUUAGUCAUUCACUUGGGUAAAUGUGCUUUAAGUUUCUUGGGGAAGACAACAUUUUCCGAUAGAGAUUUGGUGGUUACGUUCUGCUGUACGACAUUGACCGAGUAUGUGAAAUCUUCAGUUAAAGAUCAAGUCUUUAAGAUUGCCCGUAGGAUAUGCUCUUCGUUCUUUACACAGCAGGAAAAUAAAUCCUUGUAUAUCAUGGAUAUACUGGAUUGUGUUAUGCGUGAGUGCAAGGUUGAAGAGGGGAAUACUGGAACAGAGUUUGUUGAACUUGUAUAUUAUUGUGUCAAUAAAUGUCAGACUGCAAAUCCAAUUUUUUGUUGUAAAUUUGCAGAAUAUCUGAACAAAAUAGCAGAGCAUUUUAAACAGGCUAUGGCACCAAUUAAUUCAAUACUGAGCCUUUACUCUGCCGGGCUGGUCAUCAUUAGCUAUGACCAGAAAUCCAGGGCUGAAGAUCCUAGCAGUGGAAGAUUUAAAUACUUGCUGGGAACGUUACUUGAGAACGAGCAAGUACUACAGCAUUCUCCACCUUCUGAUUGUGGGGCUUACCUUUCGUUGUACGUAGAGGCGUUGAAAUUUAUUUGUGAACCUCUUGCUAAGUCCAUUAACUCAGAAAGGAAACAGCUGGUGGUGGACAAGGAUGAUUUUUCUGCUAAGACUAUGCUGUCCACUGUCCAAGAUGCUUUUCACACCCUUUGUCAACUUACUCUUUCUAGUCCAAGUUUUACAUCUGCAAAAAAUGGUGAUGGAUUUGAUGAAAAGAGUAGAACAGUGCUCAAUGUAUCUUUGGCAGCUUUCACCCUUUCCAUCAGAAGCAAUCUUAAACUCCAGGAGAGCACACAGUUGGUUAAGCUAAUAAUCGCCAGCAAAUGGAUUGAAACAGAAAGAUUGAAAUACAUAAUUGCUAGUCUCUAUAAUAUUGCUGUAGUUUUGUACAGAAACAAGCAACCAAAGGAGGCUUCAAAGGUUCUAAACUUGUGUUGUAAAGCAUCAUGGCUCUGUAUUAAAUGUCAUUGCGGCGAUCUGUCGGAAAGUGCUUUGAAAGAGUGUGUAAUGGAUGCUUGCACAAAAAGUGCUCUACUUUUAGAUAUUCUCAAUGACAUCAACAGUCUUAAGAUAAGAAAGAAAAUGAUUGAGAUCCUUAAGAACUGGUCCACUGCUAAUGAUCUGUUUGAGAGGCUUCCAGCUCCUAUACCUGUAGUGAAGAAGUGGGUUAAGAUAGAAUGUAGACGUGCAAAGAUUGUGGAUGAGAGUGUUGAUUCUCCCACCUUAUACUGUCUGCUGUCUUCUUCUACAGAAUUGUCAAAGAGGAACAUUGGCAUGAUAUUGGAGCAGGAACUUACUGCAUAUGAGGAAAUGAGUCUUGAAUACCCAGAAUUAUGUCAGAAAAAGCAAAUAAAAAUCACGGGUAUUCUCCUGCAAGAUAUAUAUAUCACUCCAGAUAGUUGUUUUCAAAAGGCACAAGCUCUAGUUAGAAAGGGAAAGGCAUUAAGGUUUUGUGGUGUAGCUGGUGCCAGGGGAUGCAUCCAGUGUCUGUCAGAAGCAAUAACUAUUAUGAAGGAGAUUUCUAGUCAGACGAGUACCAAUGUGAAUCCCAUUUAUCAUCAGUUGUCUGUAGCAUACUGCCUACGUGCACUAUGCACCCAGGAAGCUGAACCUGAUUCAAAGCAAAUCUUCGAAGAUGUCAAGGCUGCUUUGGAUCUAUGGUUGAGCAUUUCUUAUCUGGAUUGUUUUGAAGAGGGGGAAUGUUGUGUGUUGUCUGACAGUACAAUGAUUCUACUCUACAACAUAAUCGAUUUAUUACAACUAAAGGGUUUCAUGGAACUCACCAAUGAUGCAAAUCAGCUGGUGAUUAGAAUGUUUAAGUCAAGGAAUGUCUCAAUUGAGAAGUGGUUGACUGUACUGUGGGAGAGUAGAAGGCUUAGUCAUGCCCUAUGUGUUUCUCCUGUCAAUGAGGCGUUCAUCCUGAACUCAUUUUAUGGAUUUAGUGAACUUUCGAAUAUUGAAUCCUGGAUACGCUAUCUUCAGGGAAACCAAUCAUCAUUAAUAGGGUUUCAACAUAAUUUCUCUUUUUUGUUUGCAAGCUGUCAUUGGAAUUCUUGCAGUCAUGGUAGCUCUUUUCAAACCGACAUCACUGUUGAUGAAGUUAAAAAAGCUGCCCUUGAACUGACCUCAAAUGUUCCUGUUCCAAGUCAUUCCGCUUUUAUUGCUGGGUAUCUUUACUAUGAUUUAAGCCAAAGAUUCAUUGCAACUGGGCAUUUAAUGGAGGCUCUUUCAUUCGCAAAAGAAGCUCAUAGAUUACGCACCAAACUCUUCCAUGGGAAGUUUACGCAAAAUGUUCAGAAGCAGAUUGAAGAGCACAAUAUCACGACUGAUUUCACAAAGAAUCUUAGGGAUGGUGUGGAGAAAAUUGGAGUGAAGAUAUCAGUUGCCAGGGAAAUUUUGCUGUUUGAUUCUAUAUCAUGGGACCUAAAAGAUAACUAUCUUAGUCCGUGGAAAAUUCUGCAGUGUUAUCUUGAGAGCACUCUUCAGGUAGGAAUCAUCCAUGAAGUGAUUGGAGACGGAACUGAGGCUGAAACCUACAUAAGAUGGGGGAAAGCCAUAUCCUGUUCACUGCAGCUGCCAUUGUUUACAGUUUCUUUUUCCUCCCUCUUAGGAAAACUGUAUGUCAAGAAAAGACUCUGGGAUUUAGCAGAAGAUGAACUUCAAUGUGCUGAGCAUAUUUUAAAGGACAGCAGUACACCAUUUUGUUGCUCGAAGUGUAAAUUAGCACUCGAAGCUACUCUGUAUGAGUAUCUUGGAGACUUGUGUCAAAGUAAAUUUAGCACUUGUAAAAGGGUUAUUUCUGACGAGACUGCAAAAAGUUGGUACACAUCAGCUCUGGAUAAAUUAAACCUUUUUGAAUGGAAAAACUCUCUUAGCUGUCCUGAUGAUUGCAGUGAUGGAACUGCAACAGAUGUCAAAUGUGCUACCGGGAAGACUUGUACUUGCUUUAUCAUAAAAGAAACUGGUGAAAAUGAAAUAAGAUCCAUGAAAGCGGGGCCAGAAACCAAGAUGGGAGCCAAACAUAAUAGAAAGACUAAAAAUGUAGCAAAGGUUUUACCGAAGGAUUCAAACGUAAUAGUUGAGAAUAAACCAAGGUUAACUCGUUCUAGAUAUCGUUCUUCACAGAACCAACAUACAAGCACUUCCAGCAAGUCGGAAUUCAAUGAAAUCGUGGGGGGGGAUCAGGUUUCUGCUCCGUCUGAAAUGCUGAGUCAGAAGGAACCCGUUUUGAGCGAGAUAGGUUGCAGCAUUUCUUCAAGUGGUCCUAUAACAUGUGUUUUGUCCAAAAUGAGGUGUUGGCAAUGUCUUCCAUCUGAAGUAUUGAAAUCUGGGUUACUAGAUAAUUUUAUUAAUCUUAAAUGGGAGUUCGUUCGAAGGAAACUUUCAAUGAAGCUACUCACUCGAUUAGUGAAAUGCUCUGCAUGUCCUGGUCAAAUUGAUGAAACAUGUAAAAUUCUUCAAAGGAGCAUAUCGGUUCUGGUCAGCAGAAACCCAUUCCGCGACUUUUCUAUCCCUCUAGAUUGUUUUCACCAUUCGGUUGCAAAGGAGAUCCCAGGAGAUGUAUUUACUAUUGAACGUGCAGAAAUAAUUCAUGACAUCUGUUGGUAUUCUUUGAAGCACUAUCAUUCCAACUUAAUGAGGAAUAUUUUUUGUAAUCUACCUUCCAUCAAGUUUGAAGACCUGGCUUCUUGGCUGAUGGUAGCCUUUGUACUCUCUCGAGAGGUUCCUGUAGUUUUUCAAAAGGUGUCUAAAUUACUUGCUGUGAUGAAUGUAGUUUCUGCCAUAAGUGACCAAUUUUCUCUACCAUCUCUUAGCGACGCUAUCGGUGAAAACUAUUGGGCUUCAUAUUUCCACCAAGCUUCCAUUGGAACUCAUCUUACUUACCAGUUCCUUUCACAUUUAACUGGGAGAUGCAAGGGUCCAUAUGGCACUGGAUCUUCGGACAUCAAAGAAGGCACAUUCGACUCACUUAGGCUUGUGCCUGAUGCCACAGUAGAUCUUGCAGAAUAUGUGAAAAGAUUUUUGGCUGGUCUUCCGUCUACAACAAUCAUCUGUAUAAGUUUGCUCGGAUGUGAUUAUACUAGUUUACUGCAGGAAUUGUUGCCUUAUCCUAAGCGUGUUCAAGCAUGGAUGCUGGUAUCACGACUGAGUUUUAAGAAUGAACCUGUUGUGAUGUUACUUCCACUGGAUUCUAUUUCCCAAGAUGAGGAUGAUCCAAGUACAGGUUCAAAAAAUUCUCCCAAGUGUGAGAAACCUAGAGAAGACUGGCAUUGCCCUUGGGGCUUUACAUUGGUUGAUGAUAUUGCUCCAGGCUUCAAAGCAAUUUUGGAAGAGAACUAUGCAUCAACGACAUCUCCCUUGGAAGAUACAACAGAGAAUAGAAUGUUAUGGUGGAACCGAAGAAAGAACCUUGAUCACCGUCUUGAUGAAUUGCUGAGGAACCUUGAAGAUUCGUGGUUUAGUUCAUGGAAAUGCUUGCUUCUUGGAGAAUGGCUUAACUACAAAAAAAUUGACUCAGUGCUUAAGAAUCUUGUAAAGGAUUUAAGAUCUAAAUGUAAAUUGGAUGUAGAUGAGGGUCUUCUUAAACUAAUUCUUGAAGGCUCCAAGUAUAUUUGUGAAGGAAAAACAUUGGUUUCAUCGUUAUGCUCAAAGAAAGACAGCUAUAUUGCUAAGGUAGGCUAUUGUGAUGAAGCCAGGAGUGGGAUGUUAUUAAAUGCAGCCAAUGGAUUUGGAAUGUUCUCUGAGGUUGCUUUUCAACUAUUAAAUGAAGCAAUAAAUAUGCUGGAAGUGGAUGACUCUAUGAAUAGAGAGCCUAUAAUUCUUGUGCUGGAUUAUGAGGUGCAGAUGCUUCCUUGGGAAAAUUUGCCCAUACUAAGGAACCAGGAGGUUUAUCGCAUGCCUUCAGUUAGCAGCAUCUCUGCUCUUCUUGAUAAAGGCUGCAACCAUGAGGAACUAGGGGAAAGGAGUUUAGUACCCUUUCCUUCAAUAGAUCCACUAGAUGCUUUUUAUUUAUUAAAUCCAGAUGGUGAUCUUGGCGGCACUCAAAUUCAGUUUGAGGAUUAUUUUAGAGGUCAAAACCUGGAGGGAAAGGCAGGUUCUAAGCCCACUGUCGAAGAAUUGGCUUCAGCAUUGAAAAGUCAUGACCUUUUUAUAUAUUUUGGGCAUGGAAGUGGCGCACAGUACAUUCCCAGGCAUGAGAUUCAGAAACUAGAGAGAUGUGCUGCUACGCUUCUGAUGGGGUGCAGUAGUGGUUCGUUGACAUUACAUGGGAGCUAUGCACCGCAAGGUAUUCCCCUGUCAUAUCUGCUGGCUGGUUCUCCAGCCAUAGUUGCCAAUCUGUGGGAAGUGACAGACAAGGAUAUUGAUCGAUUUGGUAAGGCUAUGUUUGAUGCCUGGUUGGAAGAAAGAUCUUAUCUUCCAGUAGAAUGCAUGCAAUGCAACUUAUUAUCAGAAGAAUUUGAGGCCAUGAACUUGAAGGGUGGUAAGGGUAGACCUAAGAGGAAAGUUCCAAGGAAGAAAGUGCAAGAGUUGGCUGCUGAGAGUGAUUCGCCUAAAAUCUGUGGUCACAGACGCAAAAUUGGAGCUUUCAUGGGCCAGGCACGUGAAGUUUGCACCCUUCCUUACUUGACAGGGGCAUCUCCAGUUUGUUAUGGUGUUCCUACUGGAAUUUGGAGGAAGAAGAAUAUUUAGCCUUACCACCCCUCUACAUCCCACUGAAUGUUUAUGAAAGAAGGAGCAUUGAGUCAUCUAUGAAGAUUUGCUAUGUGGGUGUUGAACUAAAAUCAACAAGUACACCUUCGCUACGUGGCUUGAUCCCAACUGACCGAGUCAACUUACUACACAAUAACUAACUUCUAACUGUCCAAUAGAAUGGACCCCAGGCAUAUGGGAGCAUACAUACUUUGAGACUUCAUUCUCCCCAAGAAGCAAGUUAGAAUCUUGCAUGGGGUGUCUGUUAUUUAAUUAGAUGACUUUAGUGUAAGCUUUCUGUAAUGAUAAAGGCAGUUGGAAUCACAGAAGCUGGCUUCACACUUACUGGGGCAAUCCUUGUCAUGAGAAGAGCAUGGUGGGGGGUAUUCAAUAUAAAUUGAUAAACUGAUUAUAUAGUUACACAAAUGGAUAUUCCAUCCAAUGUAUAAUUCUUCUUUGAUAACAUUUCUAGACACAAUUGACAGAGUGCAAUUACAGUGCAAUCCGAGUUAAACAGAUAAUGUAACAUUAGUUUGUCAAAAAGGUUGUUUUCUUACUUUUUAAAUUUCAAAUGUAUCUCUUCCUCUUGUAAAAAAAAGAAUCAAAUGUAUCUCAUUUUAAUUUACCUUUUCAUAUUCAAGUCAAGAUUA